AUGAACCUUUCUGACGAUACUUUGGAGACUCUUCCAUGGUGGAAAUCUUCACAUGUAUGGACUUCUACGGAUCCCACAAUCUCACUAGCAACAACCGCCACCCUUCUCAUUCCUGCAAUAUACUUUCUAUACAGAGUUUUAUCAAAAACAUCACGCCAUGAGCGACCAGUACUUUUUACUUUACCAACUCCAGAGCAAGCCCUUCCUCACUGGAAGGGCAAACGACUGUCACCCGUUUCUAUACGAGACCCAAAUAACCCAACACACAUACAAUGCUAUUGCCCUGCAACAGGCCAGUUCCUAGACUCUAUACCAGCAGCAACUACCUACGACAUUGAUGAAACAAUAGAACGUACAAAACUUGCCCAGAAAGAAUGGGAAAAAACAACUUUUAGCCAGCGACGAAAAGUCCUCAACACAAUUGGCAAUUACAUUAACAACAACCAAGAUGAUAUUGCUAGAGUGGCAUGUAGAGACUCUGGUAAGACGAUGCUUGAUGCUUCACUUGGAGAGAUUUUAGUCACUCUGGAAAAAAUUAAUUGGAUUGUCAAGCACGGUGAAAAAGCUCUGAAACCUUCUUCACGUCCAGGUCCAUCAAACCCACUCUUAUCUUACAAGACUGCUGAGGUUGUUUAUGAGCCUCUUGGAGUUGUCGCUGCACUUAUUUCUUGGAAUUAUCCACUACACAAUCUCAUGGGACCGAUUGUGGCAUCUAUUUUCUCUGGGAAUGGCAUUGUGGUCAAGUGUUCCGAGUCAGUCGUAUGGUCAUCCAAGUACUUUAUUAAGAUUGCCAAACAGGCUCUCAAAGUCAACGGAUUUGAUCCAGAUCUCGUCAAUGUCAUUGCCUGUUGGCCAGAAGAUGCGGACUACCUGACUUCUCACCCAAGUCUUUCACACAUUACUUUUAUUGGCUCGCGACCAGUUGCUGAAAAGGUUGUUAUUGCUGCUGCUAGUUCUAUGACACCAGUAGUUGUUGAGCUUGGUGGCAAGGAUCCUUUUAUUGUUCUUGAUGACGUUACAAACAAUACUAAUUCUAUGGAGAAUAUUGCUUCUUACAUUUUACGCGGCACGUUUCAAUCUUCCGGUCAAAACUGUAUCGGUAUCGAGCGUGUUAUUGCACUUCCCAAAGCUUAUGAUUAUCUUGUGAAUUCUCUUAGUAAGCGAAUUCCAGAGAUAAGAUUAGGAUCUUCUAUUGACCAACAAGACGACAUUGACAUGGGUGCUACUAUUACAGAUUUAAGAUUCCCGGCUCUAGAAGAACUCAUCAAACUAGCAGUGUCCCAGGGUGCCCAGCUUGUUUGUGGUGGUGUUCCAUAUCCUCAUCCUAAAUACCCUCAAGGGCACUAUUUUACACCAACACUUUUAACUGGUGUCACCAAAGAUAUGGACAUUGCACAACAAGAAGUUUUUGGCCCGGUAUUGCUAAUUUUUAAAGCAGAGAAUGUUGAUGAGGCUAUUGAUAUUGCAAAUUCUACUGAAUAUGGAUUGGGUUGCUCUGUUUUUGGGCAAACUAAGGCAGAUAUUGAAAAGGUAGUGCACAAUGUCAAGGCAGGUAAUGUUUCUGUCAAUGAUUUUGCAUUUUACUACAUUUGCCAGUUACCAUUUGGUGGCACCAAGGGAAGUGGUUACGGCAAGUUUGGUGGUGAGGAGGGUCUUCAAGGCUUGUGUCUGGCUAAAUCUAUAUGCAGAGACAAAUUCCCCUUUAUUCAUAGCUCCAUCCCACGGCCUUUGGACUAUCCAAUUCCCGACGUAAAGCGAGCAUGGAAAAUUGCUAAAACAAUUAACGUCGUCGGAUACGGCUGGGGCAUUUGGAAUCGUCUUAGAGGCUUACUUGAAUUGAGCAGAAGCACAUGA
Magnusiomyces paraingens is the source of this 1854-nucleotide messenger RNA. RefSeq lists its product as uncharacterized. Lineage: Eukaryota; Fungi; Ascomycota; Dipodascomycetes; Dipodascales; Dipodascaceae. The transcript has a single exon. Gene Ontology annotation, molecular function: aldehyde dehydrogenase (NAD+) activity. The record is from RefSeq and is a predicted model, not a curated record. Bases 1 to 1854 code for a protein of 617 amino acids.